UCCAAGCUGGGGGUAAGGCAAGGUGGCUACUCCUCCUAAGCCGGUGUAUCUCUGAUCCGCCCCCCUCACCCGCCCUCGGCUGCCCGCUGGCCAUGUAAGAUCUGCCGGGGUGGCCAGGGCCACAAGACAGAGGCAGUGUUGGAGCAGGUAGUGUCCAUGUCACUGGCUAGGCUUGGAGGCCAAGGGCCAGCUGAACAGAGCUGGGCCACUGGGGAGGCCACAGGGUCCCUGAACACUCAGAGCUUCCCAGGACCCUGAAGCAACGUGGCUAGCUUCAAAGAUGCCAACCAACGGAUUGCACCAGGUACUGAAGAUCCAAUUUGGCCUUGUCAACGAUGCCGACCGCUACCUGACAGCGGAGAGCUUUGGCUUCAAGGUCAAUGCCUCGGCACCCAGCCUCAAGAGGAAGCAGACGUGGGUCCUGGAGCCUGACCCCGGGCAGGGCCCCGCCGUGCUGUUUCGAAGCAGCCACCUCGGCCGCUAUCUGUCAGCAGAAGAAGAUGGACGUGUGGCCUGUGAGAUGGACCGGCCGGGCCGUGACUGUCGCUUCCUGGUCUUGCCACAGCCUGAUGGGCGCUGGGUACUGCAGUCAGAGCCACACGGCCGCUUCUUCGGUGGCACCGAGGAUCAACUGUCCUUUGCCACGGCUAUUUCCCCUGCAGAGCUGUGGACUGUGCACCUGGCCAUCCACCCGCAGGCUCACUUGCUCAGUGUGAGCCGUCGGCGCUACGUGCACCUGUGCCUGCAGGAGGACGAGAUGGCGGCAGACGGUGACAUGCCAUGGGGUGUGGAUGCAUUGCUCACUCUCAUUUUCCAGAGCAGGCGAUACUGCCUCAAGUCUUAUGACAGCCGCUACCUGCGCAGUGACGGCCACCUCGUCUGGGAGCCUGAAGCCCGUGCCUGCUACACUCUAGAGUUUAAGGCAGGCAAGCUGGCCUUCAAGGACUGCGAUGGCCGCUACCUGGCACCCAUGGGGCCAGCCGGCACACUCAAGGCUGGCCGCAAUACAAAGCCCGGCAAGGAUGAACUCUUUGACCUAGAGCAAAGUCACCCACAGGUGGUACUGGUGGCUGCCAACCACCGCUAUGUCUCUGUGAGGCAAGGAAUCAAUGUCUCAGCCAAUCAGGAUGAAGAACUGGACCAUGAAACCUUCCUGAUGCAAAUUGACCAGGAGACAAAGAAGUGUACUUUCUAUUCCAGCACUGGUGGCUACUGGACCCUGGUCACUCAUGGGGGCAUUCAGGCCACGGCCACACAAGUUUCUGCCAACACCAUGUUUGAAAUGGAAUGGCGUGGCCGGCGGGUGGCACUUAAAGCCAGCAACGGGCGUUACGUGUGCAUGAAGAAAAACGGGCAGCUGGCCGCCAUCAGUGACUUUGUGGGCAGUGGCACACCUGGACCCCCAAGUCCACGGCCUGCAUAGGACAAGUAGGGGCAGGAGCGGUCCACAGCGUCCUCUCCCUUAGGCGAAGACGAAUUGUUCAUCCUUAAACUUAUCAACCGACCCAUCCUGGUGCUGCGUGGUCUGGAUGGUUUCGUCUGCCACCGCCGAGGAUCCAACCAGCUGGACACCAACCGCUCCACCUACGAUGUCUUCCACCUGAGCUUCAGGGAUGGCGCCUAUCAGAUCAGAGGCCGUGGAGCUGGGUUCUGGUACAUUGGCAGCCACGGAAGCGUGUGCAGUGACGGCGACCUGGCAGAAGAUUUCCUCUUCGAGUUCCGAGAGCGUGGCCGCUUGGCCAUCCGUGCCCUCAGUGGCAAGUACCUGCGUGGCGGCGCCUCGGGGCUGUUGCGUGCUGAUGCAGACCUGCCUAUGGGGGAAGCUCUCUGGGAGUACUGAGGACUCACGGGGCGACCCCAGUGCCCCACUGACCCAGCAUUAAACCUUUGUUGCG
Peromyscus leucopus (white-footed mouse) is the source of this 1895-nucleotide messenger RNA. It is a transcript of the gene Fscn2, whose product is annotated as fascin actin-bundling protein 2, retinal. The record is from RefSeq and is a predicted model, not a curated record. Gene Ontology annotation, biological process: actin filament bundle assembly; establishment or maintenance of cell polarity; cell migration. Gene Ontology annotation, molecular function: protein-macromolecule adaptor activity; actin filament binding. Lineage: Eukaryota; Metazoa; Chordata; Mammalia; Rodentia; Cricetidae. Gene Ontology annotation, cellular component: actin cytoskeleton; cytoplasm.